This is a messenger RNA of Entrophospora sp. SA101, 1462 nucleotides long. Lineage: Eukaryota; Fungi; Glomeromycota; Glomeromycetes; Entrophosporales; Entrophosporaceae. The record is from the annotation of a GenBank genome assembly.
AUGUUCAGAAGGUCAUUAUCAUCUUUAAAUGUACCACACAUACCUCGUCAACGUUCAUCUUCUGCUUCUAGAUCAAGAAGAAGGCGAGCAACAUUGUCAGACUCAUAUACAACUGAUUCACAUACAGAUGAAGAUAGUUCUUAUUCUUCUCGCACAAUAUCUCCGUUAACCUCUGCCACCUCAUUCUUCAACACGAUAUCAUCACCUUUAUCAAUGCCAACUUUAUUUUAUAGAAAGACAAAAAUGAUAAGCUUAGUUCCUGAAGGAGCUGUUGAUCCAAAUAAUUUGGUACCUGCCGCUGCAAUGAUGGAUCUGGACAAUAGUAAUCAAGCACCAAUCUCGCCAACUACUCAGCUUAACGAUCAUAUUCCUGAAAUUCCUGCUCCUCCUCUUAUAACGCAGCAUACUCGAUUGAAACAAAAAAUAAAAACGCUGGAAACGAAAAUAUCCGAGUAUCGAGAUCAAGAGAUUGAAGAUCCAUUGUCUGAAUUUACGACCGAGGAAAUAAAAGAAACGAUAGAUAAAUAUGUAACGACUGUUGCGGGGCUUAAACGAUCAAUCACAUUGUACAGAGAAAUUAUAUAUAAAGUUGCAUCUGACCCUGAUAUUUUGGAGUUUGCUCCACAUAUGAUAGCUUAUCAAUUGACAUUAAUUGAUUCUGCUAUUUUUCUAGAAAUUGAUCCUCAUUCACUGUUAGCUCAUUCCACAAAAAAUCCUGAUCCAAAAAUAAUAGCAUCCACGGAUUUUUUUAAUUAUUUAACACGUAUUGUAGAAUGUUCUAUUUUGUCACCGGUUGAAGCCUCUUCCAGAGCAUUGGUUAUACAUCAUUGGGUUAAAGUGGCGGCUAAAUUACACGAAUUGCAUAAUUUUCAAACUUUAAAGGCUAUCCUUUCAGCUUUAGGUACGCCACCAAUAAAAAGAUUGAAGAGGACAUGGACAUGUAUCCCAAAAAAAAGUAUGGUGAAAUUAGAUUCGUUAAAUGAAAUGAUGAGUGAGUCUAGUAAUUAUGAAAAAUAUCGAGAGACAAUACAACCUGAAAUAUUUUCAAGAAAACCUAUUGUACCAUUUUUGGGAACAUUCAUAAUGGAUGCAACAUAUUUAUCAGCAGCUAUAAGAAACUCAGCGUCAUCAUCCAUCAAUUCACCAUUGAUUUCACUUUCCAUGACUAGCACCACCACCAACAGCGAUGAUUCUGAUAGUGGUAAUGGUAAUAAAAAUAACAACAUUACAGGUAAUAGUUGUUUUACACAUCCUAUAUCACGAUCAAUGUCAUUACCCUCUUCACCCGAAAAAAUUCUUACUUUACAAGAUGAUUCACGAGUUCAAGAAUUACUGCAUACAAUGUUUCGAUAUCAAAAUGGACCAAAAUAUCAACCAAUCCCGCCAAUGUCGUAUAUAAAAGCGUCAACAAAACAUCAUUUUCGAGCGACAAGUCUUGGGGCUUUUUUAUAUUUACAAUUGG